AUGCUUCUUGGUCAGGCUCCAACUGGGGGACUUUUUGGAGUUCCUGCUGGGCAGAAGGUUGGCAUGGAGGACAUGUCCUGGAAAAGGAGGCUGUAUCUGGUCAGCCUGCUGUAUCCAGAAGGAAGCCGGGAUGCGGAGUGGAGGGGCGAGGGAUGGCUGGGCAUCUCUUGUAACGCUCCUCUCGUUCCUUCUGGGCAGGUGGACACUUCUGCGGCCAACGGCUCCUCGGAAGGCCUGAUGUGGCUGCGCUUGGUCCAGUCCGCCCGAGACAAAGAGGAGCAGAACCUGGAAGCUUACAUCAAAAACGGACAGCUGUUUUACCGCUCCCUCCGGAGGAUCGCCAAAGAUGAGGAGCUCCUGGUUUGGUACGGGAAGGAGCUGAGCGAGUUACUCCUCCUGAGCAGCCCCCGGGCCCCCAGCAAGAUGAACGGGGGCCCUCCCUUCUGCUGCCUGGAGUGCAGCCAGCGCUUCCAGUUCGAGUUCCCCUUCGUGGCCCACCUCCGCUUCCGCUGCGCCAAGAGGCUGCCGGGCCACGAGAGCAGCCCCGCCGCCGUCGAGGAAGCCAGCCCCAAAGGCAUCAGCAGCCCCAAGGACCCCUCCUCCUCCUCCUCCUCCUCCUCCAAGGGCCAGGCCCCGCCGCCGGCCCCCCACCGGACCCCGCACUACCAGCCCUCGGCCGCCCCUUCGGACAAAGCCCCCAAGCCCUCCACCGACUUCCACAACUUGGCCCGGGAACUGGAGAACUCCCGCAGCAACACCUCCACGAUGACAAGCAGCGGCGGCAGCAGCAUCGGAGCUUCCCCGAAGAGCCGGGAGCCGUCGGGGCUGAGUCCGGAGCCCCCGCAGGGCCAGGCGAGCAAGGCCAAGCGGAGAUCCCCGCUGGCGGAGGGCGAGGGGCCCCCGAGGGGCCGCCUGGAGAGGCCCAUCCCCUCCUCGCCGAAGGAGGAGCUGGUCUGCACCCCGCAGCAGCACUUCCGGCCGGCCGGCAGCUACUUCGGCCUGGAGGAGGGCGGCCGCCUCUUCGGGCCCCCGAGCCCUGAGACGGGCGAGGCCAAGCGCAGCGCCUUCGUGGAAGUGAAGAAGGCCUCGCGGGGGGCCCUGGAGGGCGAGGAGGAGAAGGAGCGGGGAUCCCCGGCGGCGGCGGGCGGCGGCCCACACGGAGACAAGCCCUCCCCGCCGCAGCUGCUGGGGCCUCGCUCGGGGGCCAGCGCCUUCUCGACGGUGCAGAGCUCCAGCGGCAGCGGAGGCGCCGAGGAGAGGAAGAGCGCCUUCUCGCAGCCGACCAGGGCCAGCUUCGCCGCGGCGGCGGCCUCCUCCUCUUCCUCCUCUUCUUCCUCUUCCUCGACGGCAGCAGUGGCAGCAGCGGCCGCCGCUUCGGCGCACGUCACGCAGCUGGUUCUGGGGCAGAAGCUGAGCGCUUUGGUGGAGAACGGCUGCCCUGGCGGCGUCGAGGGGGCCUCCCGGCUGUACCCGGAGCCCCUGGGGGUCAAGCUGGCAGGCUCCGCGGGGGAGAUGGGGGCCGGGGGCGGCGGAGGCGGAGGCGGUCUGCCCAAGCAGAGCCCCUUCCUCUACGCGGCCACCACCUUCUGGCCCAAGAGCUCGGCUGCCGCCGCCGUGGCUCCUCUGCAGCUGCAGGUGCCCUCGGGGCUGACGCUGCUGCCGCCCUCCUUCACCUCGCUGUGUCUCCCGGCGCAGAACUGGUGCGCCAAGUGCAACGCCUCCUUCCGCAUGACCUCGGACCUGGUUUACCACAUGCGCUCCCACCACAAGAAGGAGUACGCCCUCGAGCCCCUGGUCAAGCGCCGCCGCGAGGAGAAGCUCAAGUGCCCCAUCUGCAACGAGGCCUUCCGCGAGAGGCACCACCUCUCCCGCCACAUGACCUCCCACAACUGAGCCCCAGCAGACCCCCACCCCCAACACACACACCCGCCCCAGUCCCUCACCGGCCUGGAGGGGCCGCUCCGACACUUCAGACUGGUCGAAAGGUCCUCUGCACAACUGGCCAGAGAGGGAUGCAGUAGGCUCAGGCCCAUCCAAGCCCCUGGAAGCCUGCAUCCAGGGCUGAUGGGCUGCAGAGUUCCCAGAAUCCGGGGGUCAGAUGGGUCCAAAUGACCACAGCAGCAGAGCUGUCCAGAAAGGGAGCAGGUCCUGCAGAAGCUCAGGGCCAUACCCAAAGCUUCAACUGGGUCAGACGGGUUGAAAAGUCAACUGGAGAACUGGCCCCAAAGAGAGCAGUAUGCUCAUAGCCUGCGCACACCUGGAAGCAUGACUCCAGAAGGGAUGUGCUGCAUAAUUCCCAGAAUCCUGGAGCAGACUGGUUUAAGGGAGAAAGAAACUUCAUUUCUCAGAGUCCUUGGGGGACCCACUCCAAAGCUUAAACCGGGGUCAAACUGCUUGAAAUGUCAGUUGCAGAGGUGGCCAGAAAGAGAGCAGGCCAUGCAGUAGGCUCAGGCCCAUAUCCAAAGCUUCAGCCAGGGUCAGACUGGUUGAAAUGCCCAGAGUAGACUUGACCAGCAGCAGGUCAUGCAGUACACUCAUACAUGUCUUGCAUGCAUCAUGUGCUG
Sceloporus undulatus (fence lizard) is the source of this 2564-nucleotide messenger RNA. RefSeq names its product PR/SET domain 8 (gene PRDM8). Gene Ontology annotation, cellular component: nucleus. Gene Ontology annotation, molecular function: protein binding. The transcript is spliced from 2 exons. Lineage: Eukaryota; Metazoa; Chordata; Lepidosauria; Squamata; Phrynosomatidae. The record is from RefSeq and is a predicted model, not a curated record. The coding region runs from base 1 to 1893 and encodes 630 amino acids. Gene Ontology annotation, biological process: regulation of DNA-templated transcription.